UCAGAGCCGUCAAUUUCGAGAUAUCACAUCGCCGUUUCAUCCAGAACUCUCUUCUCGGAAAAUGUCUUGCUGUGGUGGAAACUGUGGCUGUGGCGCCGGCUGCAAGUGCGGCAACGGCUGCGGAGGGUGCAAGAUGUACCCUGAUUUGAGCUACUCGGAGGCCGCCGCCCCCGCCGGAACCGUCGUCCUCGGCGUCGCCCCUCAGAAGACACACAUUGAUGGAGGCGAGCAUUCUGAGAGCGCUGCAGAGAACGGGUGCAAGUGCGGCGACAACUGCAACUGCAAUCCCUGCAAUUGCAAAUGAAUUGGACUAACGGGGCUCCAAAGCAGAGAUCGAUCCAUAAGAAGUUAGUUUUAUUAUUAUAACCGUGUGUGUUGGGUGCAAAAUUAUGAGACGGCUCCAUCUUCAAAUGGUGGAUUGUCAAAAACUAAUUUUGACCCAGUUGCAAUAAGAGCAGGCAGCCAUGGAUGGAAUGGUGGCUGCUGCUUUUGGAGUGUGUUUUGUAAUGGAUUAGUAGCGUUAUAUGGUAUCCAUCUCUGCCUCUUCUUCUGGAGUUGUUGUGUUGAUUGUAGCAGAAAGAGAGAUGAGUUGGGCUUUAUAUUAAUGGAAACUCCUUUCUUUCUUUC
This is a messenger RNA of Andrographis paniculata, 627 nucleotides long. Its product is annotated as metallothionein-like protein type 2. NCBI's taxonomy places the organism in Eukaryota, Viridiplantae, Streptophyta, Magnoliopsida, Lamiales, Acanthaceae. Gene Ontology annotation, molecular function: metal ion binding. The transcript has 3 exons. The record is from RefSeq and is a predicted model, not a curated record. Bases 62 to 304 code for a protein of 80 amino acids.